UCGAGUUAUCGCAUAAUAUAUUGUGAUAACCGGCAGCCUUCAGUUUGCACUAUUGAGGACUCCGCUGAUCAUUUUUGAUCUCUGUAUUCUAGUUUAAGGUAUAUUAUAAAAAAUAUCAUGCAAGCCAGCUUUUGGAGUUUAGUGACCACUUCCAUCAAGCCAACAUGCGCAAAGCGCAUUAUACCUGGCUUGACAGCUGCCCAACAGAGAAGAUACGCAAGUGCGAUAGACGUUGAUGUAGUCGUUAUAGGUUCAGGUCCUGGAGGAUAUGUGGCAGCAAUUAAAUCCGCUCAAUUGGGUAUGAAAACUGCCUGUAUUGAGAAAAAUCCUACAUUGGGUGGUACUUGUUUAAAUAUCGGAUGUAUUCCAUCAAAAUCACUUUUAAAUAAUUCCUAUUAUUAUCAUAUGGCACAUAGUGGAGAUUUAGAAAAACGAGGUGUAAUGGUGCAAAAUGUUCAGCUUAACUUGGAAAAGUUAAUGGAACAAAAACGAAACGUAGUAGCAUCAUUGACCGGCGGUAUAGCUGGAUUAUUUAAAAAGAAUAAAGUUGAAUGGGUUAAGGGUCAUGGAAAAAUUACUGGAAAAAAUCAAGUAACUGUUCUUCAGCCGGAUGGAUCUGCGGGAAGUACCGUUAAUGCCAAACAUAUUAUAAUAGCUACCGGUAGCGAAGUAACGCCAUUCCCAGGUAUUGAGAUUGAUGAAAAACAAAUUAUUUCUUCUACCGGUGCUUUAUCAUUGAACCAAAUUCCAAAAAGAUUAAUAGUUAUCGGCGCUGGAGUUAUCGGUUUGGAAUUAGGCUCAGUUUGGCAAAGGUUAGGCACUGAAGUAACCGCAGUUGAAUUUACACCUACCAUUGGAGGUUUAGGAAUAGACGGCGAAGUUAGUCAAACUUUGCAAAAGAUUUUGGCAAAGCAGGGUAUAAAAUUUAAAUUAGGAACUAAAGUAACCGCUGCCAAAAAGCAAGGGAACGAAGUAAUAGUUUCCGUUGAAAAUGUAAAGGACCCUAGCAAAAAGGAAGAGUUAGGAUGUGAAGUUUUGUUAGUUUGCGUUGGUAGAAGGCCAUAUACAACGAAUUUAGGUUUAGAAGACUUGGGUAUUGAAAGGGACGAAAAGGGAAGGAUUCCUGUUAAUAAUAGAUUCCAAACAGUAAUACCUUCGAUCUACGCUAUAGGAGAUUGUAUUCAUGGUCCAAUGUUAGCGCAUAAAGCCGAAGACGAAGGAACAAUUACUGCCGAAGGCAUAGCUGGAGGACCCGUACAUAUAGAUUACAAUUGUGUACCUAGCGUUAUAUAUACUCAUCCCGAAGUAGGAUGGGUUGGAAAAACCGAAGAAGAUUUAAAAAAGGAAGGGAUCGAUUACAAGAUCGGCAAGUUUCCGUUCCUUGCGAAUUCCCGAGCGAAAACGAAUCUCGAGGCGGAAGGUUUCGUUAAAUGUUUGGCUGAUACCAAAACGGAUAGAAUUCUUGGAGUCCAUAUAAUAGGUCCUGUUGGGGGAGAACUUAUUAACGAAGCUGUCCUUGCAAUGGAAUAUGGAGCAAGUGCUGAAGACUUAGCUAGAUGUUGUCAUGCACAUCCCACAUGUUCGGAAGCACUUAGAGAAGCCCACACGGCUGCUGCAUUUGGUAAACCAAUUAAUUUCUAAAAGACAUUUAAAAACACGCGGAAGGAAUGAAUUUGAUCACGUCGUAGCUUCGAUCUAGUCUACGUACUAAUCUUAUGUACCACUGUACACAAUGAGUAUUACUUGUCAUCGCUUAUUUACGUAAGGGUUAUAAUUGUAAAUAAAAAUUUUAAGAAUUUAUUUUAAGAUAACUUUGAUAUUAGGUUUUUUCCGCCUUACUCAUUGUACACUGAUGGAUAAUCAUUUUUGAAAAUAUAUGAGAUCUAAACAGUGGAUUAUCGUAGAUAGUUACAUGUCCUUGUAUUUCGGUAAAAAGGAAAAACAA
This is a messenger RNA of Vespa mandarinia (Asian giant hornet), 1945 nucleotides long. RefSeq names its product dihydrolipoyl dehydrogenase, mitochondrial. Lineage: Eukaryota; Metazoa; Arthropoda; Insecta; Hymenoptera; Vespidae. Gene Ontology annotation, cellular component: mitochondrion; oxoglutarate dehydrogenase complex. Gene Ontology annotation, molecular function: flavin adenine dinucleotide binding; dihydrolipoyl dehydrogenase (NADH) activity. Gene Ontology annotation, biological process: 2-oxoglutarate metabolic process; pyruvate metabolic process. The record is from RefSeq and is a predicted model, not a curated record.